Molecule: messenger RNA, 711 nt
Organism: Cajanus cajan (pigeon pea)
Lineage: Eukaryota; Viridiplantae; Streptophyta; Magnoliopsida; Fabales; Fabaceae
Source: RefSeq, a predicted model, not a curated record
AUGGCUGCAGGUACCCAAGUGAACUGGGAGAAUUUCAAGCGGCUAUUCUUGGAGAAAUACUUUCCACGAGAUGUGAGACGUAGGAAACAGGUAGAAUUCCUUGAGUUGAAGCAAAGAGAGGAUUCUGUGGCUGAGUAUGUGACUAAGUUUAAAGACCUGGUUAGAUUCUAUCCCAUGUAUGAUGGUGUGGGUAAUGAAGAGGACAAGUGUGUGAAGUUUGACAACCGUGCUAGGGUAACUCAUUAUAAGAGUGGAGGACCCAUGAAGAAUCAUAAUAAGUUUGGUUCAUCUAGUAAGGGUAAACCUUACACCAAAUCUGUCGGGGAUUCGAGUUCUAAAGUGGAUAAUCAAGGUUCUGUGCAACAAAGGAGCCAAGCUCCAAUGGCUAGCCAAACUUCUAGAGGGGGGAGUAUGGGUUCUGUUCCACGCAACAACUGCUUCAACUGUGGGAAGCCAGGUCAUAGGGCAAUUGAGUGUCGGACGUCAAGAGUAAUAACAUGUUUCAACUAUCAAGAGAAAGGACACAAAGCUAAUGAAUGCCCCAUGAAUAGGAAAGGAAGGGUGUUUGCCUUGAGUGGUGCUGAAGCUACUCAAUCCGAAGACUUAAUCCAUGGUAUGUGUUUCAUCAAUGGAACUCCUCUAAUUGUUUUGUAUGACUCUGGUGCGACUCACUCUUUUGAAUUAAUAGUAGAGACACCAACUAGUGGUUAA